AUGGAUAACCGCGGUUCUUUCUUCUUCCUCCUGCUGGUUUUCUACCUGCUCCUCAGCUCGCAGUCGCGUCCUCCGUUGAUUGAUGAGGACCGGGAGCGCCAGCGCGAGCUCGACCGAGAGCGACAUGCGCUCCAGCUGUUGAACGAGUCGAAGUAUGGAGACUUCGAUCCACCGGCGGAUCGUUGGCUUCCAUUCGCAGGAGUCCGGCAGAAUGAUAGUUAUGCCUGGGAUCUCUUUCCGAAUGUUCAAAGUCGCGUGCGCCACCAGCUACAAUCCGUUCUCUCGAAUGCCGGCCUCGAGCCUCCGAUAGGUCUGGACGAUUCCUACUCGUCGUCGCCUUUGAACUUGACGAAGCUUUUUCUUCCGGUAUACCGCAAUACUACAGGAAAGCUACGGGGUGAUUGGGUACGACAGAAAGAUGUACAUCGCAGCACACCUCUCAACACUUCUGCUAUCGCCCAUGAACACGAGUACUUCACUCAUGAGUUCAGCUCAAAUAUCACGGGAAAUGGUGGCACUUUUUCCUUUGACCUGGAAGAAGGAGGCGGGGAGGAGCUCCGGCUAGGUGAAAGCCUAGUCCGAGAGAUUAGGGCGAGCUUGACGGUUGAGAGCGAAGACUUCUGGGGCAGUACCUGGUAUCUCUCACUAUUUGGGAUGCACUUUCCAGAAACUGGAUCGAUUAUUCUGAGUACCUCAAGUGAGAAGUUUGGUGGGAUAUUUGCUCUGCCUCACUUUGCGCUUUCUCCUGAUACUUAUGAGUUGUCCCAUCGGCUUUUGCUCAAGUCUCUUUCGGAUACCAUGUUAGAAAGGCAAAACCGCCCUCCUACUUUGUUCCCAUGGUCUUCUUUGGCGGGAUCGGAGCAGAUGGAAUUCCCAGCGCCCAAAUGCGAGCAUAUCAUUUUCCUUCAGCAACAUCCCGUCGUGAUUGAUGGUGCUGUCGCCGACCGGUUGCUACUGGAGCGAAUGGAACGAGAGUUAAGGUACCCUGUGGGCGCACCAUUGCCAGACCCUCCUCUCAUGAUCAUGUCUGCCGUUGUCUUCUCUCCCGACUGCGGGUACAUACUCGAAACCAAGGGGGCACCAGAAUACCCUCCCUCUGAUCCUCUAUAUCUGUCUGGGCCUAAGUACGAGGAAUUCAGUAAAUAUGCAGCUCGUCUCAUAUUCGUGGUUGCAGCUGUCUUUGUUGCACAGAUCACUCUUCUCUUGCGCCAGGUUAAAGAGGCUUCGACUCCUUCGACCCGAAGUCGCGUCAGUUUCUACACCAUCGCAUUGAUGGCGCUGGGAGAUGCCUUCGUCCUAACUUUCAUCAUUUUGGAGCUUUACGCAGCGGUUUCCUUCUUGGUUCUGGCAACCGCUUCAUUCUUGGCUUUCCUCUCCGUCAGUUACAUUGGCAUGAAAUUCAUGAUGGAGAUCUGGGCUGUGCAGGAGCCGGAGCGACGCGAAGAACAGCCCGUCGAACCCCCGGCUUCCACCACUCGUCCGGGAACUCUUCCUUUGCCUGCCACUGCAGCGGUCCAGGAUUCUGGCGCCACGCCUAUCAUUCUGACACCCGAUCAAGACCCUCCGGACGAUGACCUAGAACCACCACCGACUACCAACCGCACUGGGGCUCCAACCCCCAGGCAAAUGCGUAGCGAUGUUGGUGCCAUGUAUGCGCGCUUCUAUCUCGCAUUAUUCGGAAUGCUCAUUCUAUCUAUUUGGGCCGUUCUCCUGCCCAGGCGCUUGGGAGGGAUCUAUGCACGCGUAUUGUCAGCGAUUUACCUCUCAUUCUGGGUGCCACAGAUCCACCGCAACGUGAUGCGGAACUGCCGCAAAGCACUGCGUUGGGACUUCGUCGUCGGCCAAAGCAUCCUCCGGUUAUUCCCAUUUCUGUACUUCCUCACAGCUCGAGGGAACGUUUUGUUUAUUCGACCUGACUGGACCACCGCUUUUGCAAUGGCCGGUUGGAUGUGGAUUCAAGCUUGGGUACUAGCCAGCCAGGACAUCCUGGGCCCGCGGUUCUUCAUUCCGCGGGGCUGGGCGCCUCCUGCAUACGACUACCAUCCAACCCUGCGUGAUGCUCCUGGGCCGGACGACGACCUCGAGGCUGGAGGCUCUCUAUCCAUUGCAUCUCUUCGGGGCGAUGAGCGGGAUCUGGUUAGUGAUUCCAAGGAUGACGAUAAGCAGCGGGAUCGGGACCGAAAGAGAGUUAUGUUCGACUGUGCUAUCUGCAUGCAGGAUAUCGAGGUUCCUGUUCUCCCCGCGCUCACUUCUGCGGGCGGAAGUGUGACCGAUGGGGCUGCGAGCAUUCUGAGUCGUCGGCAGUACAUGGUGACUCCUUGCCGGCACAUCUUCCAUACUGCCUGUCUUGAGAGCUGGAUGAGGCUUCGCCUUCAGUGCCCGAUCUGUCGUGAAUCGAUACCUCCUGUAUAG
Messenger RNA from Penicillium cinerascens, 2412 nucleotides. It is a transcript of the gene dscA, whose product is annotated as ubiquitin-protein ligase dscA. NCBI's taxonomy places the organism in Eukaryota, Fungi, Ascomycota, Eurotiomycetes, Eurotiales, Aspergillaceae. The transcript has a single exon. The coding region runs from base 1 to 2412 and encodes 803 amino acids. The record is from RefSeq and is a predicted model, not a curated record.